AUGGCAUCUUCAUCUUCCUCUCAUUCUUCGACCCCUAAUAUUGCUACUCUUGUCUCCAUCAAGCUCAAUGAAACCAAUUAUCUUCUAUGGGAAAGCCAAGUUAAACCUUUUCUAAUUGGCCAAAAUCUUUGGCGUUUUGUUGAUGGCUCUCAUCUUUGUCCUGCAGCCACCAUUCCUGAUCCUGCGUCUAAAACUACUGAUGCGACGCCUGCUACUCUCCCCAAUCCUGCCUACGUCUUGUGGUAUCAAACCGAUCAAUCUCUCAUCAUUGUUGGUCUUGACACCUCCCAGGCUAUUUGGGACUCUUUGGCCCGAAAUUUAUCUCAAUACUCUGUUGCCAACUCUGCUCAGUUGAAGAUGCGCCUCAUGUCCAUCACUAAAGGCUCCCAGACUAUCUCUGAAUAUCUCAAUCUUGCCAAAACACUUGCUGAUCAACUUGCUGCCAUUCAAGACCCCGUCUCUCCUACUGACUUGGUUACGUAUGUUCUUCGCGGCUUGGGCCCCGACUAUAGCACUCUUGUCACUGCUACUCUCUUCUUCCCACCUCUUCCUUCCUUCCCGGAUCUUCGCACUCGUCUGCUCUCUUUCGAAGCUCAACAAGCCAUGACCGCUCAAUUGUUCUCGCCUCCUCAACCCUCUGCUUUUGUUGCAUCUCAGCGGCUUCCUAGUUCUCCUCGUGGCUCCACUCCUCGUCGCUCCACCAAUUUUCGGUCUUCUCAUCCGCGUGGGUCCCAAUUUGCUGCCCCUCACCGGCCUCCUACCUAUCGCUCUUCAUCCACCGCUGCCAAUGGUGUUUUGGGUCCUGCCCCAUUCUCUCGUGCGCCUCGUCAAUGUUGGACUUGCCAACAGUUUGGUCAUCUUGCUGCUCAAUGUCCCCAAAAUACGGAUUUGUCGCACACCUUUGCUGGCCUUCAUGUCAAUCACCCCACCGAUUCCACUUGGUACAUGGAUUCCGGCGCCACCAAUCAUAUGACUCAUGCCCCUCCCUCUAUUUCCUCCCGUACUUCUUCUGACCACGUUGUUGUUGGUAAUGGUGCCUCUCUUCCUGUUACUCAAUCCGGUAACCUAUCCUUCUCUUCUGGUAAUUAUGUUUUCCGUCUCUCUGACGUUCUUCAUGUUCCUUCCCUCUCUAAAAAUCUUAUGUCUGUUGCUCAACUCACUCGAGAUCUUCUUGGCCAAUGUAAAGAUGGUCUAUAUCCUGUCCUUCCAUAUCUUGUUUCAUCUCUUGGGUCCCAGCAUGCUCUCGUCUCCACUGUCAAUUCCUCUUCCGUCUGGCAUCGUCGUCUCGGACAUCCUUCUGAUCGUGUUCUUGGCACUCUUGUCACUCAAUCAUUAUUAGGAUCUCGUUUUUCUUUGAAAUCAAAUAACCUGUGUUGCUUCAUCCGAUACGUAUUCAAUAAAUUCUUCAUCCGACAUGGAGGUGCCGGCUGCUGUGAGGGGGUCUAA
Prunus armeniaca (apricot) is the source of this 1446-nucleotide messenger RNA. NCBI's taxonomy places the organism in Eukaryota, Viridiplantae, Streptophyta, Magnoliopsida, Rosales, Rosaceae. The record is from the annotation of a GenBank genome assembly.